UAAGCGAAAGCUUCUUCUAUUCCACCCUCAACUAUUUGAACCAUUUGAACCGUUUUUGCAGACUGAAGAUUGUCGAUUGAAGGAAUAGAUCGACCUUGGAUUUCGUUCAAAAGUGUUAGUAUAAACCUGACGAAUGAUGUCAGUACUAUGUCUCUGACUUCUUUGGCUGCAUACCUUUCUAUUUGUAUCUUCGCAUUUGUAGUGAACAUACAUGCUGAGGGCUUAUCUCCGUACGGUUCACAAGGGGUAUUAAUAGCAAAUACUGUUGAUGGUUCGUUCAUUGGUUUAGAUAUAAAAAGUGGAAAGUUGGUUUGGAAGAUAGAUGGCCCUCCUCUUGUUUCUCAGAGUCUGAGUGAUCUCCAGCUCAUAACAAAAACGAAGUCAUAUAGCAUUGUUCCUUCACUUGACGGCCAACUUUUUUUGAUGGAGAGAAAACUAACGGGUGACUCAGAUCUAUUACGUGGAGCAUCACUGAAGGCAUUACCGCUGAGCAUCGACUCUUUAUUCUCUUCAAAUUUUAUGCUCACAGAAGAUUCACUAUUAACUGGAGGACGAGAACAUUCAACAUUCACUUUCAAUCCUAACAACGGCAAAAUCAGAUAUAAUUGUACCCGUGAUGGGUGUACUAGCUCUGAUGUUGAUAAAAAAUUGGUUGAAGAACCCUUAAAUACAAACGAUCCGACCAUUAUAGUGUACAGAGUAAAUAACGUAGUCCGCGCCGUAAGUGCUCCAUCGGGGAUUGAAAAGUGGAAUUUGAGCGUUCAUCAAUACGAGCUUUGCCUGUUAACUGGUGGAAUUCCUACCCCAACUACUGCCGUGCAGAAGACUUCACCUAUUUGUAACGUACCUUUGGGUACUACACAUACUCACAAAAAGUUUGUAGAUGAGUCAUUUGUUGAUAUGGAAGAACCAGAUUGGGAUAUUGGACUAGACAAACAUACAAUAACUGCAAGAACUAAAGGUUUACAGUCUGAAGAAAUAUGGUCCUACAACUUUAAUUCAAGGAUUUCAAAAGCUUGGAUUUAUCGUAGAGACUUACAAAACUUAAGACCGCUGUCACUGUUUAUGUAUGACAGAGUUGCCUUACUAUUAAUUGAAAAGGUGAAUGAAUUUAAAAAAGCAACUGCCAUUUCAAAUUUGGAAUCAUUAAAAGAAAAGGGCUUGAACCUGUUCAAUGGGAAAAAUACUCUUUCCUCAUCACGUAAACAAAAACCUGAUUGUCCAUCACGCGAUCGUCUUAUUUAUCUUGGUAGCUUAAAUGGUCAGCUGUAUGUCCAAACUGAAGAUGGUGUUGAUCUUCCCAAUCCGGAAAUGAUAAAUCUGUCUAAAAGUUUAUCUACAAAUUCGGCUGAAUCACUGAAUAAUCGUCGUUUUGAUCUAACUGGUUACUAUCAAGCAUCCUAUUCAAACUCGCCCAAAUUGAAAAAAUAUACACAACCAUUUCUUUUAUAUGAUAGUGUUGAAGAAACAAUUGAAAAGGCUACCGCUUUAGGAUUUCCAAGUAGUGUGGGACAAUUCAAACCUGUUCUUGGUUUUCAACCGGAAACAAUACCUGAAAAGGCUCUGACUUCAACUGAUAUCGAAAUGAGUGACACUAGUGGUAUACCAGGACAUUUUCUUGAUAAUGCCAACGAUUUACUCAUGCUCCUAUUACGUGCCAGUGAGAUUGCUGUAAAUCAUUCACCGUCUGGUAUUGAAAAUAGUAGGUCGUUAGGAUUUAAUCUGUCUGCAUAUUUCAUGCAAUUGCUUGUUUUGACUGGAGUAAUUUAUUUUACGGCACAUUGGAUAAUGAAUGUGAAAAUUAACUAUGAUACACAGUUGAAAAACUAUUCGUUUCAAUCUGAGCCGUGUAAUUUAGAAUCAGUUGUUGUCAAAACACACAGUUCAUCGGAAAAUUUGUGUGAUACACUGAAGUGUCUAUCAUGUUCAACUCCGAAUAAUUUAACAUCAAAUCCUUCAUGUCAGUCUCUGCUUACUACUGCCAAUACUCAACCACCUAGUUUUAUUUCACCAUUUGAAACAGAUUUCAAGUAUAUACGUCGACUUGGACGUGGUGGUUUUGGUCAAGUGUUUGAAGUUGAAAAUCGUCUUGAUGGUUGUCGUUAUGCUAUCAAACGUAUUAAAAUGAAUGAUACCGACGAUGAUAAAAAUAUAUUUCUACGAGAAGUAAAAGCUUUAGCUACACUUGACCAUCCAGGCAUUGUCCGCUACCACCGAGCUUGGAAGGAAUAUCCUCCUUCUGGUUGGCAAGAGUCACAUGAUGAAUUAGUACUCGGUUUAUCUGACGACUUAACUUCCAGAAGCAGCGAUUUUACAGAUUGUGGGAACAACGAGAAUUGUCUGUCAAAUACUUUUUUCUCGUCAAAUGUCAAUUCGCGCCAUUCCAGUGUAUCGCUCUGCGUGGAUAAAAGCUCAAUAGGAUUAAAUGAGUCUCACCACUCCAGCUAUCGGAAGCUUUCAAAAGCUUGUUUGGAUGACAGUCUUAUUGUUUUUGAUCAUCAAAAUAGUACUGAAACAUUUUCAUUAGAUGGUUCAAGCCUUACAGAACAAUCCAUCAAAGAUAAAUCUAAAAAUGAAACUAAAUAUACAUGCUACUUGUACAUUCAAAUGCAAUUAUGUUCGCCAAUAAGCUUACGUGAUUGGCUUGUUUCUCAUAGUAUUCCAGAAUCACGCCCACCACGCGUUGAAUUGAUUUGUAUGUUUCGUCAAAUCGUUGAAGCUGUAGCCUAUUUACAUGAUCAUUCUUUAAUGCAUCGUGAUUUGAAACCUUCAAAUAUCCUGUUUGAUUUAACCAAUCGUCUUAAACUUGCCGAUUUUGGUUUAGUUACUUCUAUGGUUGAUGACAAAUUAAAUCAGUCAGAUAGCUCUUAUAUUAAUUGUAAUAAACAAGGGGAACAGUCCUCAAGUUUUCCAGUGACUACUAUUGUAAGUGAUUUAAAUGGUCAAUCAGAGCAUAAUAAUAACAAUGUCAUUAUCGAUCGACAACUAUAUCCUUUGAAAGAAAUUAGCACUGCUCAACAAAAGCGUUCUGUAUUGACACGUAGACAUACUGAUCACGUGGGAACAGAUCUAUACAUGAGUCCUGAACAAGAACGAGGAGAUAAUUAUAAUCAUAAAGUGGAUAUCUUUUCAUUGGGACUGAUCUUUAUUGAAUUGUUGAUAAUAUUUAAUACAUCAAUGGAAAGAAUAUUUACAUUGACCCGAGCAAAACAUCAAAAACUUCCUAAGGAAUUUAUAAUCUGUAAUCCAUUCGAAACUGAAUUCGUGCUCAAACUUUUGGAUUAUGAUCCAGUUAAACGUCCUGAUGCUCCUGCAAUCUUAGAAAGUGCACUUAUUAAACAAUCUGUUUCAUAGAAGUUAUGAUGGGGUAUUCGUUUUUUCAAUACCCAAACCACAAAUUUGUCAGAUUUUUUUUGUUACAUCUUAAUAUAUUUGUUUAUAUUUUAAUUUGAUAACCUCUCCUGUGAUCUGUAAAGUGAAUAUGUUUUUUAUACAAUGGAUUCUGUUGUUUUUCCGCAAAACAAGGUUUUCUUUCAUCAC
Messenger RNA from Schistosoma rodhaini, 3540 nucleotides. NCBI's taxonomy places the organism in Eukaryota, Metazoa, Platyhelminthes, Trematoda, Strigeidida, Schistosomatidae. The record is from the annotation of a GenBank genome assembly.